Ceutorhynchus assimilis (cabbage seed weevil) is the source of this 4293-nucleotide messenger RNA. The record is from the annotation of a GenBank genome assembly. Lineage: Eukaryota; Metazoa; Arthropoda; Insecta; Coleoptera; Curculionidae.
GUAUCUAUUUGCUCUUUCUCUGAAUUUUUUACUGUUUUACUUGUACCACAACUGAACUAGCAGAAGCCUGAGGCUAGUUGCUGGGUAUGGGCUGGCGAGUGGCGACUGACUGAAUGACGAGACGCGGCGAAGCGAGAGGCGACUGUCUGGCGGCAAAUCAAAAAAGAAAUCUCGUGAACUCGACCCUCGACAAGAAGGAAGUGCUUGUAUUCUUGUAAACAUUACGGAGGUUCAAUCAUUUUCUCAGGGCAGUACUUUUUUGAGCCGAUUUUUGUUUGUCUAAAAUAAAAAUAAGUUGUCUGGUGUGUUUGGUUGUGUGGAAAUGGGAAGAACUUGAUUUGUGAUUUCUCUGCUUAUUAGUGAUUAUGCCGAGUGAAUUAUCCAGUGGUUGUACUUCUUUUGGGGCUCCCGCAUAAGACGUGAAAAUGUACAACAUCAAACUAAACACGUCCAUUGUCGUGUUAUUUCUGGUUUUGUUGACCAACGCAUCUCGAGUUUCAGAAGAUCACAUUCUUUGUGCCUAUUUAGAGGGCACCAUCGAACACCUAACUGAAGAUGACAUAGAAGCAACAGAACAGGACGAAGCUGCAGCUUCUGAACAACCAUACAGAAAAUGCUAUAACAGUUAUUGUUAUACUUUGUGGCAAGAAGAUGGCACAAACCAUUCGGUUAUUAUGGGACAAGGUUGCUGGGCUCAAUCAGGAACACCAAACGACUGCGAUAAAACAGCUUGCCAAGCGGACAAAGCAACACCUGCUGCUAGAAACAAUACAAAAUUUUGCUGCUGCUCGGACAGUAUGUGUAACGUAAAUUUCACAGACAUCUACGUUCCCUCGGAACAGCAACAAACUACACCAGUGCCUAUUAAAAAAGAUCACAGUAUGAGUAUUAUUGUUUGGACUGUUUUAGGCGCGGUCUUUGUAUGCUUUAUGAUUAUAGUGGGUUUGUGUAUGUAUCAUUUUUGGAAGAAGGCUCCAAAGAAAAGCGAUAUUGAAACUGGACGUCCUUUGCCUCCACUUCCAGAUUAUAGUUUGGAUAAGUUGAAGCUUGUUAAUAUAAUAGGGCAAGGCAAAUAUGGUUCUGUAUGGAGAGGCGUUAUAGAUGAACAAGAAGUAGCUGUAAAAAUAUUCCCAGGCCAUUACAGAAACGUUUUCUAUAGUGAACACGAAAUCUACAAAAUUGUUGGCGAUCAUCCUUGCAUUUUAAAAUGUUUUGGAGGAGGAGAGUAUGCUCGUGUAUUAGGCCAUCCUGAAUUUGCACUACUUCUUAAUAUUGAGCAACAAAGUUUACAAGAACACCUGAAAAAUCACACUCUAGAUUUGCCUACUUUGAGUAGAAUGUGCUUGGAUAUCGCCAAAGGCUUGUCACAUUUGCAUAGUGACGUCGAAAAGCCUUGUGUUGCGCACAGAGAUUUAAAUUCCAAGAAUAUUUUAGUCAGGGGCGACUUGUCUUGUUGUAUUUGCGAUUUGGGACUGGCUAUUAUACCUAGAUGUGCUGAAAGUAAGGCUCUAAGUGAAGCCGGAACGUUGAGGUACAUGUCACCAGAAGUUUUGGAGGGUGCCGUUAAUCUUCGUGAUUGUGAAAGUGCCCUUAAACAAACAGAUGUUUAUGCUUUGGGGUUGGUAUUGUGGGAAAUCGGAGUUAGGUGUAGUGAUAUGCAGAACGCUGAGCCUAUGCCAUAUUUGCCGCCUUUUUAUAAGGAAACUGGAGAAAAUCCAACCUUGGAACAAAUGCAAAACCUGGUGAGUCGCCGAAAAGUUAGACCGUUAUGGCCAGUGUCUUGGAAAGAUUCAGCAGCUGCCAGGCUGUUAUGUGAAACUGCUGAAGAUUGCUGGGAUCAAGAUGCAGAGGCUCGCCUAACAGCCCUUUGCGUAGUAGAACGCUUUCUGGAUUUACCAAAUAUGAAAGGACGAGUUUUACAUCCCAUGCAUCCACCAGCUAGUCCCACUCCUCUGAUUAAUAAUAAUAAUUUGCAUGAUAAUCCUGUGGAUAUGUCGGGAGCUACUAUUGAGACACUUUUGUCGCCUACAGCUGAAGAAUAUUGUAAAAACUCCAAUCAAUUGGCUACAUGUAUUAUGCCUUUGCAACCACAUCAAGGAAGAAAUCCUUGCCUAGAAAGAAAUCUAUUGUCUGGUUCUAGUGAUAGCCUGCUAAUAGACAAAUCAUCAAAACAUUGCACAUCCUCUGAAUCCCAAAACCUCUUCACCAACGAAUUUUUACACUAUCAAAUCAAUAAUAGGGCCAAUCCUAUCCCAUACGUGCAAAACCCUGUCUAUGGUCUGCCUAAGCAACAAAACAUGCCACAACCUGCCCCUAUGAGUCAGAACCAGCGUAAAAAGUUCAAAUGGAGCAAUUUCAAGAAAUUGUUGCAUUCUAAAAAGCAUAUGGAUAGCAGGAGUGGUCAGAAGGAGACUCAAGUUACACUAAAAACAAAAAAUGUUAAUGGGAUAGGGGGUCAGCCAAGUGUUACAACAGCUCUUCUAGGAGACUUUGAAGUUAAACGCCCAUGUACUUUAGGUCUGUCCAUUGCGAAACCCCAAGAAUUCACUAACAAUAGUGGAGUAGCACAGAUGAUCAAGCGGCAAAAUAGUUUGUCGAGGCAGAGGUCAUUGGAACAAUUCACUGAUGUUUUUUCAUCCACCACUGACUUAUCCAGACUGAAAGACCCCUCCCAACGAGUAAAAACCCCAGGUGACGUUCCUCCCUCGGUACGAAAAACAAGAGGUAAAGCAGCCUCAAAUUCAACUGCCAGAUUCUCUUUGUACGACGAUCGUAUGAUGAGUAGGGGUUCUUGGGGAAGUGCUCCUGAUUUAGAUCCACCUUUGCUCAGUGAGACACAACUAAACGGCGAUAAUAGCGCAAGUGUGAGUAGUUUUUAAGGUUAAGUUCAUUUAUGGUAAUCCUUACAAAUGAUCAUCCGGUAUUCUAUAGGUUCCACGGAUCUUCUAAGGAUUAUAUUAUAUUCCAUGAAAUUAGGCUAAUAAUUAUUAUUAGUGGUGCAAAAAGGAUAGAUUGUUUUAAAUCUAUAUUAUAGAUAGAUAGGUAUUUGUUGAAUAAGGUACCUACUCUGGUAUUUGGUGGAUUCUUAUUAUAAAGACACACUCACAACACCAAACAAAAUACCCUUUAAUAAUAAAAAGUAUACAUUGAAGAGACACAAAAAUAAAUAAAAUAAUAGUCAAAAAAUGUCUUCUCCUUUUGUUUUUGAUCAAGAAACACAAGCACAAUAACAACUAUAAUUGGAAGCAUUGAAGCAUAAGCCAAGCCUCAAUUAUGUCUCGAGAAUUUUCAAGUGUAAUACAUUAUAUUCAAAGCUGGAUUUAUAACCUUAAGGUUGACUCACAGAACUAAAAAUUACAAAAUCAUGAAAUGCAACAUUUUCCUUCAAGAAAUCGAUCACAUUUUAUUUCAUUUGUUCCUACUCACAAUAAUUUAUAUCACACGUCCAUCUCUAGAUCCAUAAACUGUUCUAUAUUGAGCAACCUGUUCAGACAUUUCGUCAUGUAAUAGCUAUUUAUAUAACAAGUUCAUAAAGUAAGGCUUUAUUGUAAGACUAAUUUUAAAUAAUGAGUCAAUAAAGCCUGUUUAUGUAAGCGUUAUACAUAUACAUGAUUUUAUGUACGAUUGCGAAAAAUUAAAAAAAUUUAAUGGAAAAACUAAAAUUCGAGUAUACCUAUUUCCCUUUAGCAGGUAGUCCCCAGGGGUAGGCAAUAAAGUAGCACUUUUUAUUUUACUAGUAAAAUAAAGGGGCGCACUCGAACUGCGGUCAAAACCCAAACCGGUACAUUUAUGUUAAUGAGAUGGAUUUAAUCUGUUACUGAUUUGCGGUCAAAACUCUAUUUUACAGUCCACUCUGAUAAUACCUCCCUCAUUAUUAUUAGAAAAUAUUUAAAUAUUAUAGAGAUAAAUAUUUUACUAUUUUCGUUCAUCACUAACUGGCAUCCUAGUAAGACGAUUUGGAGGAAAGAAUAUUAAGUGAAAAUGGGCAUCCGCUCGUGAUUUCUAAAAAUGAUAAGUUAAGUAAAUACCACGUGUUAAAAACGACAGAAGAGGAAGUGCGGUGUUGCACAAAUAGAAAUUGUAAUGCAAAAAUUUAUAUUUUAAAUUCCUCUUUUUCGCCAAAAAGUUGGAUGCAUAAUCAUAAAUGGAAGAAUUCGCAAAAAAAUUAGUAACUUCCUAAAGAACUAUGCAGUGAGAAACCACUAAAGCUGAUAUGGAGAGAACUGGAGGCCCAAAGUUCUGGCAUUGAUGUUAUUUCCAUGAAAGAUUUCCGAUAUAUCCGCAACAAUCUAA